CAACCUACAAGUUGUUGACUGCAACUAGCCCUCUCUCAGAAGCUAAACUAUCGCCUCAAUAGUUGCCCCAUAUCCCACCAUUACCAUGACUACCGACGGAACGGCCAAACUUGCUGUCCUCAUAGACUCAGACAACGUGACACCCAGAGUGGCCGGCCAGGUGCUCGCAGAGGUCGCCAAGUAUGGCAUUGCCUUUGUCAAGAGAGCCUAUGGCGACUGGACUGGCCCAGGCCUUAACAGUUGGAAGGACCAUCUGCUCGAUAACUCAAUCCAGCCAAUACAGCAGUUUUCCUACACCAAGGGCAAGAAUUCAACCGACUCAGCCAUGAUCAUCGACGCCAUGGAUCUUUUGUAUUCCAACAAAUUUGAUGGUUUCUGUCUCGUCUCGAGCGACAGCGACUUUACUCGGCUGGCCUCCCGAAUUCGCGAGUCUGGCCUGGUCGUGUACGGCUUUGGGGAAAGAAAGACUCCCAACUCACUUGUCAGGGCUUGCGACAAGUUCAUCUACAUUGAGAACCUCACACCAACAACAAUAACCGAACCAACAACAACAGCAACAGAACCAACGACAACGACGGGACCAACGACAACGACGGAAGCACCGAAAGAAGCAACACGAGCCAGUGUCAACGAACAAGUCAAGAAGAUACUACGAGAGGCUGUAGAGGCGAUAACGGCCGAAGAAGAAUGGGCUCGCCUCGCCGAUGUCGGCAAUCUUGUCACAAAGCGGCAUCCCAGCUUUGACUAUCGCACAUAUGGGUUUGCUAAACUCAAUGAACUCAUCGCUGCCACAGACAUGUUUGUGAUUGAGCGCCGUAGUCCCGGAGUGGGAAAGCCAGAGGUUGUCUACCUGCGAGUAAAGAAGGGUGUUUAGAGUGUUUUGCGGAAGAUCGCGAUGGAGAUACGCAUUGACUUGGAAAUGGUAGAGGGCGGUGGCUUGUUAGCUAGGGUUAAGAAUGUAUCUUUUGAAUGACCCGGGGUUUAUCAUCCUUUGCAGAUAAUGGAGUACACUUGAUCCGAAGGCUCAUCUG
Fusarium vanettenii 77-13-4 is the source of this 1031-nucleotide messenger RNA. RefSeq lists its product as uncharacterized. The record is from RefSeq and is a predicted model, not a curated record. The transcript has a single exon. NCBI's taxonomy places the organism in Eukaryota, Fungi, Ascomycota, Sordariomycetes, Hypocreales, Nectriaceae. Gene Ontology annotation, molecular function: RNA nuclease activity. The coding region runs from base 86 to 874 and encodes 262 amino acids.